AUGGCAGGGAGGAGGAGGCUGGAAACCCUAGUCCUCUCCGCCAUCGCUCUGUGCUUGAUUCUCGUCGUGUCGCCCUCUGUCGGAGACACCGACCCUGGCGAUGCCGCAGCGAUGGCGGCCAUCGCGAAGUCGAUAACGCCAUUGCCUUUGAAAUGGAGCACAGACCCAGCGCUAGACCCCUGCGGUGACCGGUGGGAGGGCGUCAGCUGCUUCUCCGGGAAGGUGACCUCCAUCGAUCUGCAGGGGACCUCGCUGAAGGGAGGGAUCGCGCCGGAGGUGGCCAACCUCUCUUCUCUUCAGAGUCUUUCUCUGCAGAGGAACGAGCUUAAGGGAGAUCUCCCUUCUCUGGCAGGGCUGGGCUACCUCCGCGAGAUCUACCUUGGGAACAAUGGAUUCCAGUCCAUGCCUGCCACCUUCUUCUCCGGCCUGGUCAGCCUGGUGAACGUCUCUCUCGACCACAAUCCCUUGGCCCCAUGGAGCCUCCCCCUGGACCUCUCUCAGUGCUCCAACCUGGGGUACUUCUCCGCCAUGAAUGCCAGCAUCGUGGGAGGGAUCCCAGACAUCUUCGAUGGCCUCACUAGCUUCAAGGUCCUCAGACUGUCCUACAACUACCUGUCGGGGGUGCUCCCUCCAUCUCUCGGAUCUCCAUCCAUCCGCGAGCUCUACAUCAACAACCAGCUCACGAACAGCAGUAGCUCGACGGCGGGGAAACUCUGGGGAUCCCUCAACGUUCUCGGGUCGAUGGUGCAGCUCACGGCGGCGUGGGUCCAUGGGAACAGCUUCACAGGGUCGAUUCCCGACCUGUCAAAGUGCACCUCCCUAGUCGAUCUCCAGCUCAGAGAGAACCAGUUGACCGGGGUUUUGCCAUCGUCGCUGGCCUCCUUGCCAAGCCUCAGGAACCUCACCCUCUCCAACAAUCUGCUUCAGGGGCCCUUUCCAAGCCUGGGAAAGGAUGUUCAGGUGGACGCCCUGACUGGAAACAGUUUCUGCAAGCAGGAACCUGGGCCUUGCGAUCAGAGGGUGACGGACCUGCUAAGUGUUGCGGAAGGCUUUGGGUACCCAGUGACCAUCGCGAGGGCAUGGAAAGGGAACAACCCCUGCAAUGCCUGGCUUUUUGUGACCUGUGACCCUCAGGGGAACAUCACCACCCUCAAUUUUGCAGACCAGAAGCUCAAAGGAAACAUUUCUGAGAGCAUUUCUCGUUUUUCGGCGUUGAAGUUUCUUAAGCUUCAGAAUAACAACCUCACAGGAAGUAUCCCGCCUAGCUUGGCCUCCCUGGCUCACCUCCAGACUCUUGACGUCAGCAAUAAUAAUCUGAUCGGUGACGUACCCGCAUUUGCAUCAUCCGUGAAGCUGAUUACAGAUGGUAAUCCUCUUCUUGGAAGCCAUUCAGGUUCUAGUGGUUCAGGAAGCUCCGGUUCUCCUGAUGGCGGCAGUGGGUCUACCUCAGGUGGGAGUUCAUCUGGGGGAUCAAAAUCCCUGUCAGCUGGUAUCAUUGUGUUGAUUGUUUUAUUCACUGUGGCUGCUGUGGUCGGAUCAGCAGUGCUGUGCUUCAUGAAGCACAAGAAUCAUCUGAAACGAUUUGGCAAGGUGGAAACGCACAGCCCCCCGGAUGGGUCAGAUAUGGCUAAGUUAAGCAUUGCUGGAAUAAGUGGGACUAACCAUUUUGCGAGUGAACUUAACACCCAAGGUAGCAGCGAAUAUGGGAAUGCUCAUGUGAUCGAAACUGAAAGUUUAUAUAUACCAAUACAGGACCUUCGACGGGCUACCAACAACUUCAGUGCGGCCAACAUUCUGGGAAGUGGAGGAUUUGGUGUUGUCUAUAAGGGGGUGCAGCCUGAUGGAACCUUAAUCGCUGUGAAGAGAAUGGAAUGUACGGAUAUUGGCAAGAAAGGAAUGGGUGAGUUCAAGGCAGAGAUAGAAGUUCUGAAGAAGGUCAGGCACCGGCAUUUGGUUGCUCUCUUAGGUUACUGUGAGCAUGAGAAUGAAAAGCUUUUGGUGUAUGAGUACAUGCCGCAGGGCACUCUGAGUCAGCACCUGUUUGGUCAAGGGAGCUAUCCUCCCCUCACUUGGAAGCAGAGGCUCGUAGUGGCUCUUGAUGUGGCUCGAGGGUUAGAAUACUUGCACAAUUUAGCCCAAACAAGUUUCAUUCACAGGGAUCUGAAGCCCUCAAAUAUCCUCUUGGAUGAUGACAUGAGGGCAAAAGUUUCAGAUUUUGGAUUAGUCAAGCUUGCUCCCGAUGGCAAGAACUCUGUACAAACACGCUUGGCAGGAACUUUCGGAUAUCUUGCACCCGAGUAUGCUAGUAAGUGCCAUUCAUAUUCUUUGCCCUUUUCAACGUCUUUGCUGAUUUGAAUUGGGCCUUUGAUUCUUAUAGUUAUGAGCCCAUCUUUUCUUUUUAUUGUUGACCCAAAAUCACGAGAGAUUAGCAUGUGGCGUCAGUUAUAGAACUGAUUAGCGAGGAUUUAUUUUUUGAUACCAACCAAUGCGAUCUGUUCCAAGUGGCUUUUGAUUAAGCUUAAUCGGGUUUUAUCUCUGAAGUGCCCAAGUCAGUCGUGCAGUGUUUUUGAAUCUAAAACCCAUCUUACACCUCAAAACAUUUGCUAAACUCAAUCGUAUGUCUUAGAAAUCAGGCUGGAAAUGUUUAAAUGGUUAGGCUAGUGAUUCCGGUUUUGGAUCCCUUCUUGCAAAAAAUUUAAAACCAAUCAUUGACCAAAGUUGUGACAGCAGGGACUGCUUUGUACUGUUGUGAUGUUUCAUCUUAUCUUGUUGAUAAGACACUACUGAAUAUAGUUAUAUUGGCAUUGUCACCAAGCCCGCCUCAUGGAUGCUGUUCUUUGAGAGAUCUUUGGCUGAAGUGCAUAAUUUUAGUAUGGAUUUAUUUUCAGAUAUCUGAUCUCUGUGUUUAUCAAGAACUUAAUGUGGCAUUGCUCGUUGGUUUUUCACAUCCUGUAUGUCAGCAUGCUCCUGUUUAGGAGAUGAGUAUUUGAUUUUCACAACUUAAUGUGGCAUUGCUCAAGAACCCGCAUUCUGAUAUUUUAAAAAAAAGAAAUCGGAAAACAAACGCUGUUCUUAAUUUCCAGUUGAAGAUUAUGGGGUUUUUUUUUUCCUACUCUUUAUUUUCUCGUAUUUUUUCCCUCUCAUUAGUUGUUUCUAAGAUCUUAUUUUUGCCUAUGCGAAUUGAUGCUGGUUCUCCUCACAUUUAACUAAAACUCAGUAAAUUAAAAAUGGCUGUAAUGCAACUUGCAUUUUCCGUUUGAAAAUCACUGAUCUUUUAGUUCACAGAAUAGUAGAAUCUCUCUUCCGGUCCAAUCUUUCAACUUGUUACCCAUCAAAUCAACGUUCAUAUGAACCGAAUCAACUUUCUACCCAGAUCGUUGGACUUGCUCGAUCAUGAUCAAUAAAUUCUCCAAUUAUCAGCAUUUUUGAUAUAGAAAAUCAAAACUGUUUAAUAAUACUGUUCUUUCCACAUCCAUCUUCUACAUUGUAUUUUUUUUUUUUUACCGAUGAGAAAGUAGAACAUGAGUAUGAUAAUUAAUGUAUAAAAUGUGCCGUAGAUCAUGGUCUCAACAUCCUCCACAUUAUAAUCCCAUUUUACGGGGACCAAAAAUUUCUGUUUUUCUUUACAGGUGAUAGAGUAGAAAAUGGUAACAACUACAAGAAUAAUAAUAAAGGGGAUUCUAAUCAUGUUCUUCCUCCCUUGCAGCCACGGGGAGGGUGACCACAAAGGUCGACGUGUAUGCCUACGGCGUGGUCCUGAUGGAGCUCAUCACUGGGAGGAAGGCCCUCGACGAGACCCUCCCCGACGAGAUCACCCACCUCGUCUCCUGGUUCCGCCGGGUCCUCGUUGGCCGGGAAGGCCUCAUGAAGGCGGUGGACUCCCGACUCGAUCUCACCGACGAGGACUCGAAGAGUGUCGCUGCCGUGGCGGAGCUCGCGGGCUACUGCACCGCCAGGGAGGCCCACCAGAGGCCCGAUAUGGGCCAUGCGGUCAAUGUGCUGGUGCCCCUCAUCGGGCAGUGGCGGCCCGCCAGUGCCGAUAGCGGCGGUGGUGGUGGAGAUGAGGAAGAAGAUGCCGCCGCCAGCAUUUUCCACGGCAGCCUCCCCCAGCGGCUCCGCCGGUGGCAGCAGAAUGAGGGCACUUCCUUGUCGGGCUUUGAUCUCGGCGUCUCCCAGGGGCCGUUGGACUUCUCCCAUGGCAGCAUCCCCGCCAAGCCGGAGAUGUACCCGGAUGGAAGGUAG
This is a messenger RNA of Spirodela intermedia, 4242 nucleotides long. Lineage: Eukaryota; Viridiplantae; Streptophyta; Magnoliopsida; Alismatales; Araceae. The record is from the annotation of a GenBank genome assembly.